Molecule: messenger RNA, 1694 nt
Organism: Scleropages formosus (Asian bonytongue)
Lineage: Eukaryota; Metazoa; Chordata; Actinopteri; Osteoglossiformes; Osteoglossidae
Gene: chrm5a
Product: cholinergic receptor, muscarinic 5a
Exons: 2
Coding region: 44-1585 (513 amino acids)
Biological process (GO): G protein-coupled receptor signaling pathway, coupled to cyclic nucleotide second messenger; chemical synaptic transmission; adenylate cyclase-inhibiting G protein-coupled acetylcholine receptor signaling pathway
Cellular component (GO): synapse; plasma membrane; dendrite
Molecular function (GO): G protein-coupled serotonin receptor activity; G protein-coupled acetylcholine receptor activity
Source: RefSeq, a predicted model, not a curated record
GUUAACCUCUGUCCCUCAAUCAGUUUCAUGAGGUGCGAACACCAUGGAGAUGGAGGAGCAGCACAAUUCCACAGUGAGCGGCAAUGCGUCAGACAUCCAUGUGAUCACGCACAGUCUCUGGGAAGUCAUCACGAUAGCAACAGUGUCAGCGGUUGUGAGUCUCAUCACCAUAAUCGGGAACGUUCUCGUGAUGAUUUCCUUCAAGGUCAACAGUCAGCUAAAGACUGUGAACAACUACUACUUGCUAAGCUUAGCUUUUGCAGACCUCAUCAUUGGAGUUUUCUCCAUGAAUUUAUAUACCUCUUACAUACUGAUGGGAUACUGGUCCUUGGGGAGCCUUGCAUGUGACCUCUGGUUGGCUGUAGAUUAUGUGGCCAGCAAUGCUUCAGUGAUGAACCUUCUAGUAAUUAGUUUUGAUCGAUACUUCUCCAUUACAAGGCCGCUAACCUACCGAGCCAAGCGGACGCCGAAACGGGCUGGUAUGAUGAUUGGCCUGGCUUGGCUGGUUUCCUUCAUCUUGUGGGCACCCCCUAUUUUGUGCUGGCAGUACUUUGUUGGCAAAAGAACAGUGCCUGAUAAACAGUGCCAGAUCCAGUUCUUCUCUGAGCCCGUGAUCACAUUUGGGACUGCCAUUGCUGCUUUCUAUGUCCCUGUCUCUGUCAUGACCAUCCUGUACUGCAGGAUCUACAAGGAAACAGAGAAGCGCACAAAGGACUUGGCAGAGCUCCAAGGUCUCAACUCCUCAGCUGACUCCAGCAAUGCCAAGCCCCAAAAGACUUUCAUAAGAUCCUGCUUUAACUGCAGGCAGCCUGCCGGUUCCCCCCGGGAGCAGAACCAGGCAUCUUGGUCCUCCUCAAACCGGAGCCAUGUCACUAAGUCUGUAGAGGCAUCCAAUGAUGAGUGGUCCAAAAGUGACCAGGUGACUACUUUUAACAGCUACGCUUCCUCAGAAGAAGAGGAGCACCCUGUCUCUCCAGGGCUCUUUCAGGCACCUUACCAAGACCAAGCCUGUGGGCUGAAGGAGACCAUCAUUAUGAGUGAGAAUGAGCGACUGAGCAGCUAUGAGGAGGGCACCUACUUUCCUUCCCCACCGAAGAGCAGUUCACAGAAAAGCAAAAAAUGUGUCUCCUACAAAUUCAAGCCGGUUCUGAAAGAUGGCAGUCCUCAGCAGUGCAAGAAUGGGGACACAAAAACGGCACAGUCAUCGGGCUCCUCUGUGGAGUCUAUGGGUGCCCCCUCUUCCUCCUCCUCCAACAAACCCAUGGAUACCAACAUGAAGAUUCAAAUCACCAAGAGGAAGAGAAUGGUGCUCAUCAAGGAGAAGAAAGCAGCCCAGACUCUCAGUGCCAUCCUCCUGGCUUUCAUACUUACAUGGACUCCAUACAACAUCAUGGUUCUCAUCUCUACCUUCUGCUCAGAGUGCAUCCCACUGUCGCUCUGGCACCUGGGCUACUGGCUGUGCUAUGUUAACAGUACGGUCAACCCUAUGUGCUACGCCCUCUGCAACAAAACCUUCCAGAAGACAUUCCGCAUGCUGCUCUUCUGCCAGUGGAACAAGAAAAGGGCAGAAGAGAAGCUAUACUGAAGAAGAAGCAAAAGAAGAGAAGCACUUGGAAAUUCCCAGCCAUGCAUCGGAGCCCCAUCUGGACAACACCUUUAUCAGCUGUGCUAUCUUCAUUCUAUUUCGUUCUCUU